Molecule: messenger RNA, 900 nt
Organism: Aureobasidium subglaciale EXF-2481
Lineage: Eukaryota; Fungi; Ascomycota; Dothideomycetes; Dothideales; Saccotheciaceae
Exons: 2
Coding region: 1-900 (299 amino acids)
Source: RefSeq, a predicted model, not a curated record
AUGAGUAUCGCCGGUCAUUCCUACGGUCAAUUGGUGCGCCUCCGCGCUCUCACUCCAACACAACUACCGACUCAUCCGGACCUGGCAGCAUUGCAAGGAACUGCAACAUCACCAGACCUCGAGACUUUCAUCACCAGAAUUCUUGACGAGGCCUCGACUUUCAUAACAGAAUACGUACCUCAGAAGUUUGCAAUCAAGGAGCGAUCCAAGACUUCUCCACCCGCAAAGGCUACCGUCCAAUUGUUGGCUCACGAGAUUCCUGCUUCGAAACUUGGUCCUGGUUCGCAUGAUGAGGCAUGGUUUGCACGUACAAGUCUCCAUGAGAACAAAAAGGAGCAAGGCACUGCCAAUUGGGAUGAAUUUGAAGCUGGUCUGCUCGAUGACCACAGUCUGCAUGAAUCACAGUACACUCCGGAUGUCUUUGACGCACACAAGGUUCUGUCUUGGGACUCAAAGUUGGCCGAGAAGCAGGCUAAAGUUGGUAAUUGGGAGAAGGUUGGUAUGAGUAUCUUUGAGAUGUGUCAUCACAUCCCACCUCCUCUGGACAACCGCACUUUCCCAGUACUCGUUGUCACAGCUCGUUCGAUUGGUCCUGACCAUCCCUCUUUUCUGGUCGUGCAGAUUCCGGUUGACAUCACGAAACUGGACAAGGCUGUCUACUCCACUCACAAGAACAAGCAGGAAGGCGAUACUGCUGAAAAGAGGAAGCCAGUCACUCUGGGACAGUAUGUCAGCAUUGAACGCUGUGCCAUGGUGGAGAACUUUAAUGUCAAGUGGCAGAUGGCCACAGCUUCUGACGCAAAAGGCAAUCUGCCUAUGUGGGCACAGAAAAUGGGCAUUCCUUCUGCUGUCAUCAAGGACGUCGGUCUGUUCAUUGAUUGGAAUGCCAAGAAGAGGUGA